AUGCCCGCAUCAGAAUUGCCUUACGAGAUUCUUUCCCUUGUGGCAGACUAUCUAUACAAAGACUACAAGUUUGAGUGCAUUUUUGUAUGUAAAGGAUGGAAAACUACGUUUCAAGAAUUAUUUUGGAAAGACAGAGAAGUCCGUUCUGUUAAAAAGCUCGAAGACGCAGCCGUCGCUGUAAAACAUUCGACAAGCGAUUUUCCGUACGGCGUUGUACUCCAGACUCUAACCAUAGUCGAAGCAUGUACCCUACACAGCCUACUACAGAGCGACGCUUUUGAAACUUUUUAUAAUUUAAAACACCUUGUUCUUGAACAUGUAAUAAUCGACAGCACUGACAUAAAGAAAAUAACAUAUUCCCGUCCAUGGAAAUCGCUAAUAAGCCUGAAGCUUGUAAUCAAGAUUGCAAAACAAAAUUCACUUACACCAAUUCUCAUAAGGCUCUUGACGAACUAUCCCAGCCUCAAAGAGAUAGACGUUUCUCCACACUCCUCAAUGAAUUCGCUCAAUUUCAAUUUGAAAAACUUCAAUACGCUACACAAACGAUCUCCACAGCUAGAAUCUAUCAAGGGCUGCUUUAAUCUCACUAAUAUUCACUCGAAUUCGGUAAAUACGAUCCCAACGACUAUAGCAGCUCUUCAUGUAACAACACUUGACCUCGACCUGUUAGAUUGGGACUACUUAUGGCUAUAUUAUUUUAGCUACAAGUAUCCAAACAUACGUACCCUGAAAUGGAAAACCAUGUGUGAAUCAAGAGAGCGGAUUGUUAAAGAAUACAACAGAAACAAAGCCGAACUUUUACACUCACUUAAAAACGUUUUUCCGCAUUUAACAACAUUGGAGUUUUAUACUGAAGAUCGUUCAACAUGGUCACACGCUUUAUUCUGGGAUUUACUUUGUCGGUCAAAUGUGCCAAUCAAAAAGCUGACAUAUAUCCUAAGAGUAUGCUUUUCUUCUCCCAACUUCCAACAAAUGCUUAUCCAACGAUUACUACAAUCCUUUGAAAAAACACUCGAAACUUUCUUCGUUGCAGGAAAUGUAUCAUAUGAUAUCAGAUACAUAGUAAGGCUAAAUAUACCGUCCUGUCCGGUGUUGGUGGACCUUACACUCUACGAUUGUGGUAUAUACAUUGAUUUGGACAAUCUGUUGGAUAGCUGUCCUGCCCUAAGGCGGCUAAUGUUUACCAGUGGACAACUUUACAUAAGCCCAGAAAUACGAGAAGAUCCAGGAAAACAUGGAUUACGAAUUUUGGGACUAGAUAAUGUUGAUGCAAGUGCUCCUGUAUUUAGCUACAUGUCGUACAGGUGCAGGAAUUUAGAAUAUAUGAACUUGGACAGCAUACGAAUCAGUGGGUCGAUUUCUGAAGAGACGGGAAGUCUGCUCAUUAAUAUGCCUUACACUCGUCUAAAAAAACUGGAUUUCCAUCGUGUUUUGUUCUACCCGUCCAACGAUCACAUGAAUGAAAAGAAGGUUAUCAACCUAAUCCUGCUGUCUCAGCUAAAAAGCUCUUUCCCGUCGGAUGAGAAUGAAGACCAUGUAGAUGAAAUUCAUGAUGUGGACCAUCUAGCUUGGUUCCAUCUUUUCUGCAAGAAGAUUACAAUCGGUUUUGAAUCAAAGAUCAGAAAGCUUCCAAAAGAAGAAAUUGCUACUGCUACCGAGUAUUAUAAAAGCACCCCGGCUACAGAAAGAGUAAACCUUUCAGAAGAAAGAAAGUCUUUUCAAGGUCUGGUACCUAAAAGAUUUUGGGAAAAAGAUCUUUGGAAAGGUUAUGUCGAAUUAAGAUGUGGCCACAUAGCUAGUUACAAGAUGCCUUUACUUUGGGUAGACGAAGAUGACUAUUAG
Phycomyces blakesleeanus NRRL 1555(-) is the source of this 1842-nucleotide messenger RNA. RefSeq lists its product as hypothetical. The coding region runs from base 1 to 1842 and encodes 613 amino acids. The record is from RefSeq and is a predicted model, not a curated record. The transcript has a single exon. NCBI's taxonomy places the organism in Eukaryota, Fungi, Mucoromycota, Mucoromycetes, Mucorales, Phycomycetaceae.